This is a messenger RNA of Folsomia candida, 1891 nucleotides long. RefSeq names its product CKLF-like MARVEL transmembrane domain-containing protein 4. The transcript is spliced from 8 exons. NCBI's taxonomy places the organism in Eukaryota, Metazoa, Arthropoda, Collembola, Entomobryomorpha, Isotomidae. The record is from RefSeq and is a predicted model, not a curated record. Bases 708 to 1253 code for a protein of 181 amino acids. Gene Ontology annotation, cellular component: membrane.
GGUUGGUUCAUGUGUUGUCUCUCGCAUAGACCAUAUUACAGACAAAAUAUCUAGAAAAUAUUUGCAAAAGGGAAGGGAAGUACAUAAAGUAAAUAAAUUCAGUCCCAUGAGGUGAAAGUGAAAGCAGGGGAAACGUAGAUUUUGCAGAUAUAUUGGUACACUAACUAAAAAAUAGUUUGCACUAAAAGUAAUGUAUUCUCAUUUUUAGCUGUUUUUUGGUACUACAUAAAAAGCUACAUACCAGCUGAUGCAAGUUUACCUAGCAUACAAUUUUUAAUGAUUGCAGUGCAAUUUUGCAUUGACUCAAAGUUCUAAGUUUUUGGCAGUCACCAUGAAGUCUAAUUUCUAGUUAAAUUUUGAGUCUAACACCCAACCCGGGUUGAAAAUAUUUAGCUGGGACAUUUUUAGAACAACAACUGGUUUAGGAUAGAUAGAAUAUUUGCAAUAGUACUUAUCUCUCUGGUUCAUCCGUGGUACAAAUCUUGUACGGCUUGAAAAUCUCUUUUUCUGUGUUCUUCUGGCAUCAGAGAACACGAACACAAUUCGGGUGGUGUAUAUUACCCGUUCGAAUCUGACCUGGUUUCCUAUUGCGAAUUUUUUUGGCCACCUCCCAUCCCCAUCGCCCGUUUGAGAAAUAUCAAAAUCCGACUUAUUCCAAUCCACUUUUCUUUGAAUAUAGGGCGGAGGAAGGGACAUUGACAUCCAUUAUGGAUCCGGAAGCAGCCAGAUUUCCUGCGACCCAUACAACAACGACAACAACUGCCACCACUUCAGUUGUCACUGAUGUGAGAUUUGACCCGUCGUAUGUCAGAACACUUCCAGGCACCUUAAAAUGCGCGCAGAUGGUCUUGAAUCUCUGUGGGUUUAUCUGCAUUUCAGUAGCACAACGGUCCAAUGCUCAUAAUGCCAAUUGGUUUGCUUUUGUUGCAUUUGGAGGACUUUUAAUCACUCUAAUUUUAUUCCUGCUUUUCCUCUUUCACUUGGUGGAAAAACUACACUUUCUCCCAUGGCUGCUCAUUGAAUUGGUAUAUUGCGGAAUUUGGACAUUCUUUUAUUUCACAGCGGCUACUGCGGUAGCAAGUAUGGGUCAUAUUGAGAAUCCAUUUGCGGCUGCCGCGUUCUUCGGAUACCUGGGAAUGGUGUUUUACGGAUUUGACACUUACUUAAAGUAUAUAUCUUUUAAGGCCGGCGAGCUGGCUCAAGGAGAAAGAGUUGUAAACAAGUCAACAACCUCGACUACAAAUAACCAUUAAAAGAGUAUGAAAUAAGAAGGGCGACUUUAUAAUAUGGUAGUUGCAUUUUACAAUCAAUCAAUUAUUAAUCCUUACAGUAAAAACAAGAUUAUGUCUGCAUUUCCAAAUUGUCACAAAUGCGAAGGUGCUGGCGUGUGUCCGAAUAAUGAUGUGUUCAUCACUUAUUUACAAGUAUUCUAAAAACUUAUAAUGUCCGUCCAUAAAUACACGGGAAAUUAUCCUUGAGAUCUGUGCUAAUUUGCAAACCAUUUACGAUAUUUAAAAUGACAUUCAAAAGUUUAACCAUAGCAUACAUAUAUAUUAUUUCGUGGAUUUAUAUUUAAUAUAUUGAUGUGCGUUUGCACUUUUACGUAAUAAUACGUCGGGGGAAAUGAGGCAAUAGUGUAGGACAAUGGGAUAUGUAAUAUUCGUAUACAAUAAGUCAUAAUUUAUUCAAAUAAAAUAUUAUGAACCUAUGCAUUUUUGUGAUUGAUGGGUAGGCUGUUAAAUUGAAAUUAUAUUAUUGUUGUUCUUAAAAAUCAGUUGGAUAAAUUUUGAGUCAACCAUGUAAUACUAAUUCAAUAAACUGAUAAAAGUAUUAUUCAAGGCUUUCCAUGUUUUAAUACAGAGGCGAUGCAAAAAUUGCAAUAUACAAAUUA